Messenger RNA from Cyprinus carpio (common carp), 3625 nucleotides. Its product is annotated as taste receptor type 1 member 1-like. Lineage: Eukaryota; Metazoa; Chordata; Actinopteri; Cypriniformes; Cyprinidae. Gene Ontology annotation, cellular component: membrane. Gene Ontology annotation, biological process: G protein-coupled receptor signaling pathway. The transcript has 11 exons. Gene Ontology annotation, molecular function: G protein-coupled receptor activity. The record is from RefSeq and is a predicted model, not a curated record. Bases 1 to 3588 code for a protein of 1195 amino acids.
AUGCCGUAUGGCCUAGUUAACACCCACUCCAUCUUCCAGGACUUCAUGCACGCAGUGCUCCGGGAGUAUCUCAACCGCUUUGUCAUUGUGUAUAUUGAUGACAUCCUCAUUUACUCCCGGAACCUCAAAGAACAUUGCGUGCAUGUAAGGACCAUUCUAUCCAGACUCAGACAGUUCCAACUCUUCCUAAAGGCCAAAAAAUGCACCUUUCACCAAACCUCAGUGCAAUUUCUGGGUUAUAUAAUCAGUGAAACAGGAAUCCAUAUGGACAAGGGGAAGACAGAAGCAGUCACCUCCUGGCCACAACCUUCCACAAUCAAAGAACUCCUAUGCUUCCUAGGUUUUGCCAAUUUCUACCGCCGAUUCAUAAAGAACUACUGUACCAUCACUAGUCCCAUCACCAACCUCCUAUACCCAGAACUCCCCUUCGUGUUGGAAGUGGAUGCCUCUACCACCGGAGUGGGAGCGGUUCUCUCCCAAAGGCCAGGCUCUCCUCCUCGACUCCAUCCAUGUGGCUUCUUCUCACGGAAGCUCAGCUACAACAUUGGGAACCGAGAACUGCUGGCCAUCAAAUUAGCGUUGGAAGAGUGGUGGUCAUCCGUUCACUACCCGGUCCUUGAAAUAUCAAGGCCGAUGCCCUGUCCAGACUCCAUGCUCCUGAAGAAGGGUUUACCUACAGCCUUGGAGACAGCAGAACUCCUCUUCAAUUGGGUGUUCCACCAGUUUGGCCUCCCGAGGACAUUUUAUUUUCCGGGUAUGGAAGGCCUUUUUCUCCCUAAGUGUGACCGUAAGCCUAUCCCCUGGUUCCUGGGCUGGGCCGAGUACGCCCAGAACUCACUCAGUCAACCAUCCACGGGUCUUACACCAUUCCAAUGCAUACUCGGGUACCAGCCCCCUCUCUUUCCCUGGUCAGGAGACCCCUCCGAUGUUCCUGCGGUGGAUUACUGGUUCCAGGAGUGCGAGAGAGUCUGGGACGAGGCUCACCAUCAUCUCCAACGGGCAGUGCGCAGACAGAAGAUGGCAGCUGACCUUCGCAGAGCACCCACUCCUACCUACCAACCUGAACAGAAGGUAUGGCUGUCCACUCGGGACAUCAGACUGUGCCUGCCCUGCCGGAAACUCAGUCCUAGAUUCGUCAGCCCCUUCACCACCCCUCGACAUCACGUCGAAUCUGAGUUCAGCCUGAAGGGAGAUUACUUAUUGGGUGGCCUUUUUACUUUACAUGAAGUUCAACAUGCCACACCUUUGUCCACUCCAGAAGCCAUAGAAUGUUUCAGAUACACUUUCUCAAAAUCUGGCUAUCAGAUGUUGCAAGUGAUGAGGUUUGCUGUUGAGGAGAUUAAUAACUCCACAACUCUUCUGCCCAAUGUUUCUCUGGGAUAUGAGAUUUUUGACCACUGUUCUGACACAAAACAUUUCCCUUCGAUCUUCGAUUUUAUUUCAAAAAAUGGCUCAAUAAAACCUAAAGAAAAACUCAACAAUUAUCAGCCUAAAGUGAUUGCUUUAACAGGGCCAUAUGGAAGCACAAGGACAAUUACUAUUGCACCAUUAAUCACAAUGGACCUUAUACCAUUAGUGAGCUAUGGAGCUUCUAGCUAUACAUUAAGCAAUAAACUUCAGUAUCCUUCCUUUGUAAGAACAAUCCCUAGCAACAAAAACCUGAUAGAGAUGAUUAUUCACAUCAUACGGUGGUUUGGAUGGAACUGGGUUGCCUUUCUUGGUAGCCAAGAUGAUUACAGCGAAGACGGUCUAAGAAUAUUUCACAAGUAUAUAAGCAAUACUGGCAUUUGUUUGGCCUAUCAAGAGGCUUUAGGCCAACGGGCAAACUACAGCCAAACACUUAAAAAGAUUGAUAUGCUCAACAUCAAUGUCAUUGUUGUUUUCGCUGUGCCAACAUAUGCAAGAAACAUUAUCAAAGCAGCCAUAGCAAAUAACAUCCAAGGCAAAGUAUGGAUUGCAAGUGAAACUUGGGCUAUGAAUCAACAGCUUCCAAGAGAGCCAGGAAUUGGGAAAAUUGGAACAGUCAUUGGCAUUACGGAGAGGUUGUUGUCAUUACCAGGAUUUGAUAAAUUCAUCUAUAAAGACAGGAGAACAAUGAAUGCUUAUUGUGCUGAAAGUAACAUCCAGAGUAAGAAUAAGACAUGUAAUCAAGUUUGUGAUUACUGCCCACUGUUGACCGCAGAGGAAAUUAUAAACGAAAAUCCCUCAUUCUCCUUUACCAUCUAUGCUGCUAUAUAUACUAUAGCCCAUGCAUUACAUAAGGUUCUGCAGUGUGACAUGAAUGAAUGCCACAAAAACAUGACAGUUAAGCCAUACAUGCUUCUGGAGCAAAUGAAAAAGUUGGACUUCCCACUUAAUGGCCAUCAGGUGAAAUAUGAUGAUAAUGGUGAUCCAACCGUCAGUUUUGCAGUUGUACUUUGGAAUACUGAAACAAAUCCUCCACGGUUUGAUAUGGUGGGCACAUAUGAUACAUAUCCAGAAAUUACUUUUAAUAUCAACAACUCUCUCUUGCACUGGCAUAACAAUGGUUCUGUUCCAUUCUCAAACUGCUCUGUUGAGUGCAAAGAGGGAUUUUCAAGGGAACCUGAUCAAUAUCAUAGUUGCUGUUUUCUGUGCAAAAAAUGUCCACGUAACAGCUAUGUGAAUUAUUCCUGGAACCCCUAUACCUGUUCCCUGUGUGCAGAGAGCGAAUGGUCUGAUGAGGGCAGCACAACAUGUAAGAUACGUACUGUUGUCUAUCUUGACUUCAUAGAAAUCCACUCCAUCAUUGUCAUGUUUUCUGCCACAUGCCUAAUUAUUCUCCUUAUUGCCAUAUUUUGCCUUUUUGCCUACAACUUCAACACACCAGUGGUAAAAUCUGCUGGUGGUAGCAUGUGUUUCCUAAUGUUGACUUGUUUGAUAAUGUCUACAAUUAGUGUGUUCUUUUUCUUUGGAAAACCCACAUCUGUACAUUGCCUUCUGAGAAAUGUUGUAUUUGCAUUUUUCUUCACUGUUUUUCUCUCCUGUAUGGCUGUCCGUUCCUUUCAAAUUGUUUGUAUCUUCAAAAUGGCUGCCAAAUUCCCUAACAUGCACAGCCUUUGGGUAAAGCACAAUGGACAGUGGCUCUUUGUUGGAUUUUUUUCUAUAAUUCAUUUAAUUUCUUGUGUACUUUGGAUGACUGUCUCAACUCCCAAACCCUCCAGUGACUCUUUAACUUUUAAAGACCAGAUUAUACUCAGCUGUGAAAUGGGGAACACUGUAACUUUAAGCAUAAUUGUGUUUAUAGGUUGGUUUCUUGGAUUCCUGUGUCUCUUAUUUUCUUACAUGGGAAGAGAUCUGCCAAAAAAUUACAAUGAGGCAAAAUCAAUAACUUUCAGUCUCAUUUUGUACAAUGUGAGCUGGAUUGUAUACUUCACAGCAUACCUCAUUCUCAAAAGCAAAUACAUCCAGCUUGUUAAUGCGAUGACACAGCUAUCUAGUAUAUAUGGAAUUAUCUUUAGUUAUUUCAUACCAAAAUCUUAUGUUAUAAUAUUCCAACCGCAAAAGAACACUGCCGCGUAUUUUCAAACAUCUAUUCAGAAUUACACCCAAACCAUUAGUAGGACUUAGCACAGAUUUAUUUAGGGGUGAGAAAUUGAGAAUUCAG